Molecule: messenger RNA, 2758 nt
Organism: Geodia barretti
Lineage: Eukaryota; Metazoa; Porifera; Demospongiae; Tetractinellida; Geodiidae
Source: the annotation of a GenBank genome assembly
UACGAGCGAGGCGGAGGCUAGUUUACGAGCGAGUCGCGGCCGAAGACGAUCGACACGCCGUUAAGGCCCGUUCCGAAAGGGUAUGACGUCUGAAGAGCGGCGGGGUCUCCUCCCUAAGAAGGAGGAGGAUGAGGACGACAGCUCGACCGAGAGUUCUCAGGUGGUAUUCAACGGCGGUGGUCAAUCUGGGAGUUUCGCACUUACUAACCCCGACCCUCACUACUACAGCCGCGGUCCCCUUCACGUUCCACUACUUGUCCAAUUAUCAAUUUCACUCGGACUGUUCAAAUACGUUCCAAAGCCAAUCUUUUUCAAGGUGUUGGUGUACAUCCUUACAUUCAUUGGUUAUGCAACUUAUCACAUGUCUCGGAAACCGUUCAGCGUUGUAAAGGUUGUACUGAAUCCACCAAAUGACUCUAGCAAUGGAUGGCCUCCAUUCAAUACCGAUGAUGGAAAGACUCUGCUUGGCGGCGUGGACAAUGCGUGGGGUUUCUCUUACGCCUUUGCCAUGUUCUUCAGUGGGAUAAUAGCAGACAGAGUGAACCUACGCUAUUUUCUGACAAUGGGCAUGCUCGGUAGUGCCAUAGCUACAAUGCUGUUGGGCGUUCCUUACUAUGCCGGCAUACACCUAUAUGCCUACUUCAUACUGGUGCAGAUAUUUGGAGGAGUAAUGCAGUCCACAGGCUGGCCCAGUGUGGUUUCCAUUAUGAGUCACUGGUUUGGAAAACAAAGACGAGGUCUGCUGAUGGGGAUCUGGAAUGCCCACACCUCUGUUGGUAACAUAGUGGGCACCAUUGUCCCCUCCUUCUGGGCCAACCCCACGCACUCCGACCCCAACCCUGCCUGGGGCCUCAGUUUCAUCGUCCCCUCUCUCAUUAUGGCAGUGGCGGCCAUGCUUGUCUUUACUCUCCUGGUCGUCGAUCCUCAACAUGUUGGCCUGAGUCCACCAGUCCAUACUCUGGAAUCCACUAAGUUCUCGGAUACAGAGACCAAUGCUUCAGACGAAAGGAAGGCAGUGGUUGGGGUUAAUGGUGGGAGUAGCUCUACCAACAGUGGCGUACCCCAAACCAGUCCCUCUCCAGUACAAGCUAUUGGGUUCUUCAGAGCCCUAAUGAUACCAGGAGUAAUAGAGUAUUCACUGGCCCUGUUCUUCAAUAAGCUCGUGAGCUACACCUUUCUCUUCUGGCUACCCUAUUACGUCAAGACAAGUGAUGAAGAUUUGAGCAACAAGCAGUCGGACUGGCUGUCAACUCUCUUUGAUGUUGGAGGAAUAAUUGGUGGUAUUGCAACUGGUCUUCUGUCGGACUGUCCUCAAUGCCAGAGCCCUGUCCUGUGUCGUCAGUCUCAUCCUUGCAGUACCGAGUUUGUUCCUACUGCGAUUCAUUGGUGACGCUCACAUAGCAGUGUACAUUGUUCUCCUGAUUCUGUGUGGAAUAUUUAUCAACGGUCCGUAUGCCAUCAUUACCACUGCAGUAUCCAGCGACCUGGGAACUCAUAAGUCUAUCAAGAACAAUCAGAAUGCUAAGGCGACGGUGACUGCCAUAAUCGAUGGGACGGGCUCAAUCGGAGCAGCCCUGGGCCCUCUGUUGGUCGGAUGGCUCAGUGGCACCAGGCUUCAUUGGGAUGGAGUAUUCUAUGCCCUCAUGAUCUCCUGCUUCUUGUCAGCAGUGGUGAGUAUAUAGCUACCUGUCUGCUCUAACCUCCCUUACAGUGCCACUACGCCUGCCUGUGCACGUGUUCAGUGAGGAUUGCUGUGUUGCGUGUGUGUCUGUGUCUACUCUUAUAUUGUUGUUUGGUGUGCAGUUCAUGUUGCGGCUCCUGGUGACUGACGUACUGGACUUUCAGAGGAGGCCCCACCAGCAGCAGAGCCGGUGUUUCCCCAUGUCCUGCAGGAAUUGAUACAUGUCAUCCCCCCCCCUCUUAUAAGACCAUGUCACUUAUGUGUUUGGUGCUACUAUGCACUGUAUUUAUGCUGUAUCAGUUUUGUUACUAUAACACUGUUUUACAAAAAAAAGAAACAAGCACACUCAAUUGGGUUUCUUUUCCGUGGCUGCUGUAGAUUCAGGAAGAAGAGUUUUGAUUGUUGGGUGUUGCCAUGUCUGCAGUGCCCAGGAAGUAAGCUGGGGAUUGGCAUUGCACACCACCUCGUACACCACUUGCUCUCUGUCACUGUCGACCUCGUACAGUAGCAGUUCGAUGAAUUUCUUGGUCGGGACAAACACACCGUUGCGGAGGUACUGGAGGAACACAGUGUCCGAGAGACAGAUGAAUCCGAGAGAGGCAAAGAGAGUGUGGAAACCAGAUGGUGUGGGGAAGCAAACCUCUUGAAGUGCUAGGUGGUAGGCUUCCAGGCGUUCGAACAGGAUCUCCUCCAUUGUUGUGGGCUGGUUGUAGAGAGAGCGACAAAGUGGGUUUGAAUCGGCAUUGAAACCCAGUGACUCCCAAAUCAGACGAAGGAGCAAGCACGACUGCUUCUCCAGCUCAGACACGUAGAAACGCACAUUUGUAGCGACCGUGUUCUUUGAACGAGAUUGAAGACCGGCACUCAUGAACUUUGUCAUGACUCCCACCAGAAUUUCCUUCUCCUCUGUUAGGAGCUGUGUCUGUUCCUCAUCGGGCUCAAGGAAAGGCAGAGUGUCUUGUUGGCCACCAUCAGUUUGCUCACGGGAGCCACGUUGUUGGAAACUCGACCGAGUGAACUGGCUGAGUCGGUCCAGGAGAGUCCCACGGGACGAGUCACCCACCGUUUCAGAUUUUC